This is a messenger RNA of Argentina anserina (silverweed cinquefoil), 1177 nucleotides long. RefSeq names its product basic leucine zipper 9. Gene Ontology annotation, biological process: regulation of DNA-templated transcription. The transcript is spliced from 6 exons. Lineage: Eukaryota; Viridiplantae; Streptophyta; Magnoliopsida; Rosales; Rosaceae. Gene Ontology annotation, molecular function: DNA-binding transcription factor activity. The record is from RefSeq and is a predicted model, not a curated record. The coding region runs from base 46 to 1047 and encodes 333 amino acids.
UCUUUGAUUACUCCCCCCUUUAUCUCGCCGGAGCUGGAAGCCAACAUGGACCGGAACUCUGCUGCGGUUCACCCCAAAACGACGUCGGCGAUGUUCGGGUCAGCAUGCGCAGGUGACCACUUGAAGCGAAGCCCCUCGCAGUUGGAUUUCGAGGAGUGUUUAGAGAAGAUCGCCCGCGGGGAGUUUCGUGGGGACCGGAGUUUCGCCGAUACUGACGGCUUUUUCGGCGACGUACUUUGCUCCGGUGAGCUCAGCUUCGCUUUCAAGAACCGGGACAUACUAAAUGAUUAUUCAAGCAGAGGACUCACUGAAACCAUACAAAGCCCUCAGAAUCUGACCCCCAAGAAUUCCAGCAUCUCAGCAACCAUGGAUGCCCAGUCAUCGAUAUGUGUUGGAACUCCCACAUCAGCUGCUAACCCAAUUGGUAGAGAUAACCAAGCAAGAGGAGCGACUAGUGGUUCCUCUGGAGAUCAAUCAGAUGAGGAUGAUUUUGAGAUAGAAGCCGGUCCAUGUGGAGACAGCACGGACCCUCUUGCUAUCAAACGUAUUAGAAGGAUGGUCUCAAACAGGGAGUCUGCUAGGCGAUCAAGAAGAAGAAAGCAGCAACAUUUGCAAGAACUCGAGGGGCAGGUUGAUAUACUAAGAGUUGAAAAUUCAACCUUAUUUAGGCAGCUUACAGAUGCUUCACAACAGUACCGUGAUGCUGAUACAAACAAUAGAGUGCUGAAAUCAGAUGUGGAAGCUUUAAGAGCUAAGGUGAAGCUAGCUGAAGACAUGGUUGCUCGCGGUUCUUUAACCUCUAGCUUCAAUCAACUUCUUCAAGGUCAUUUGAGCACACCACAACCACUUAAUCCUCAUACUUUGCGCGGUGUGGCACAUGUCUCUCCAACCAUUACCAUUCAUGGAGACGAUGCCUCUUAUGCUGGAAUUACAGUCUCUGGCCAGAACUCGGGCAUGGGACUCGGAAAUGCUGCUGGUAUGACUAAUAAUAAUAUGAGUACCAGGAUCGCGAGUGAUGCAAUGAGCUGUGUGACUGAUAUGUGGUGAUAAGCUAAUAAAAAGAUUGUAAUGUCUCAUGUGUAGUCUGUUAACUAGCUUCACCGUCUUGAUUGCUUUAGGUAUAUUUCUGUACAGUAAUUUCAGAAGUGUGCUUUUGUUUUUUUUUCUUUUUUUCUUU